Molecule: messenger RNA, 3128 nt
Organism: Bufo bufo (common toad)
Lineage: Eukaryota; Metazoa; Chordata; Amphibia; Anura; Bufonidae
Gene: RBSN
Product: rabenosyn, RAB effector
Exons: 12
Coding region: 170-2449 (759 amino acids)
Molecular function (GO): metal ion binding
Source: RefSeq, a predicted model, not a curated record
CCGCCCUCUUCUGCCAGGCCUGACAAUGGAUUGCUCGGCACUCUACUUUCUCUGUCAGGCGACCUAAGGUCGAACGUCGAGUGACAGCUAUGGCGUCCGGCGGAGGAAAAGGGAGGGACACCGAUAACCGGGGGUGCGUCUGAAGAGGUGGGGUGCGCCCGGGACACUCAUGGCGGCGCACUACAAUGCCCCGUUUGAUGAACAGGGUGAAGUGCGUGAAGGGUUCCUGUGCCCGUUGUGCCUGAAGGAUCUGCAGUCCUUUUACCAGCUGCAGUGCCACUACGAGGAGGAGCACUCCACUGAAGACCGUGAGGUCAAAGGGCAGCUCAAAAAUCUGGUGCAAAUUGCUAAGAAAGCAAAGAACAAACUGCUGAAGAAGGAUGGAGGCGAGCGGGCCGAAGGUGGAUCCCAGGAUCGCUAUGAGGCAUUCAGCUAUGGAGGAGUGGACCCGUGUAUGUGGGACCCACAGGAAAUUGGGGCAAUGCGGAGUCACCUGUCUGACUUUAAGAGGCACCGAGCUGCUAGAAUCGAUCACUACGUAGUGGAAGUCAACAAGCUAAUCAUACGCCUAGAAAAGCUAACAUCGUUUGAUCGCACUAAUACGGAGUCUGCCAGGAUCAGAGUAAUAGAGAGGUCUGUGGUGCCGUGGGUCAGCGACCAAGAUGUGCCCUUCUGUCCAGACUGCGGGAACAAAUUCACCAUCCGCAACAGGCGCCACCAUUGCCGGCUUUGUGGGUCCAUUAUGUGCAAGAGAUGCACAGAGCUUAUCACCAUUCCAUUUGCCAAUAAAUUGACCAGCGCCAGCAAACACUCCAUCUCUGCCCACGGCAGUCCUAACUUAUCCCCCAACACUAGCGCUCAGACCUCCCGUCGGGGCAGCAUCAGCAGCCUCAGCAGUGUCAGCUCCGUCCUGGAGGAGAAGGAUGAUGAUAAGAUCCGCUGCUGCCAGCACUGUAAGGACACACUACUAAAGAGGGAAAUGCAAAUGGAUGAGAAAGAGCACACACCAGAAAUCGUCAAGAUCUACCAGAGACUCCGGGCCUGUAUGGAGAGGGUGGAUGAAAAGGCCCCUGAAUACAUCAGGAUGGCGCAGUCUAUAAACGCUGGCGAGACAACCUACAAUUUGGGCCAUGCCAACAACCUGAGAAUCGAGGUGCAGAAACUCUAUGAGUUAAUAGAUGCUUUAAGUAAGAAAAUACUAACCCUGGGACUGAAUGAAGAAUCCAAACCUCACCCCAAAAAUCUACAGCUGCAGAAGAUGAUCAGAUACUCGGCGACGUUAUUCGUGCAGGAGAAACUGCUAGGAUUAAUGUCACUGCCAACGAAUGAGAAGUAUGAAGAGUUAAAGGAAAAACGCAAGCAGGAGAACGAGCAGAAACUACAACGGGAACGACAGGCUGCUCUUGAAGUACAGCGGAGAAGAGAUGAGAAGAAAAAGGACACCCUUCCCCGCACCUCUGACGCACUGAACGGAAAGCCGAAGCAGACAGGUCGUAUUCGGAAAGUGGAAGGAUGGUUGCCAACAUCUGGUGUACCUCGAAAUCGGGAGACCUCUGACCCUCUCCUUCAACAAAUCGAGAACAUUACUUCCUUCAUCCAGCAGGCUCAGGCGGCCGGACGUGUGGAUGAGGUUCAUAUGUUAGAGGAGAAUCUGAGGCAACUGCAGGAUGAGUACGACCAGCAGCAGGUGGAGACGGCCAUAAGGAUGUCCACAGAGCUAGCAGAGGAGGAGGCCAUGCAGAGAGAACAGCUGGACUUGCUCAGGAAGAGGGAGGAAAGCAGGGAGCUGACGAAGGGUUUGUCCCAGCACAGUCGAGCUCACUCCCUGGACUUUCGAGACCAUCGACAGCUGGCGGGAUGGCAGGAUAAAAACACAGCAGCGCUAGAUCUGCAGCUUCCUAGACAAGACCUCAUCCCUGUGCAGCCUCAAAGUCCUCCAGACGCAGGGCCGGUCCUCCCCUUACGUAUCUCUCCUGUUCUCCCCAGCCAACCUGUGACCUUAAACCCCUUUGAGGAUGAAGAAGAGGAGUCUGAACCGGCCCCUUCAGACCAGAUCCAGCAGAACGGCAACAAGGAAUACAACCCAUUUGAUGAGGAGGAUGAGGAACAUCCAGAAGAGCAAGCAGUAGGUGCCCAUGAGGUCACACAGGCCUCGUCCAAUCCCUUUGAAUCGUCGCCAGAUCGUGACUACACGCCACCAGUUCCAAAAAACCCAUUUGAAGAGGAUGAUGGAGCCUGCGCCGGGAAUCCCUUCAAGGAGGCGAAUGAUUUGAGGGCAAUCGAGGAGGAGGUGAUUGAGGAGGAUCUGCUUCUACAACAGAUCGAUAACAUCAAGGCCUAUAUAUUUGACGCCAAGCACAGUGGACGACUGGACGAGGUGGAACUCCUAACGGAGAACCUGAGAGAACUGAAGAAGACGUUGUCCAAACAGAAAGGACAGACCAAGUGACCAACCCCCCAAAGCUCGGGGGUCACCCUCCAGUUCUCCUUUACAAGUUUCUUACCAGCAAAGCCUGUGUUGUAUCGGCGUGCUUCAAAAUGACCAACGGAACCGCUAUUGGAUCAGUGCAGUGAAUCUCUGGUAAAUAUAUAUAUAUAUACCACAGAGGAACGGAGGUAGGAGGGCUGGAACAUUAACCCUUAUGCUGCCUAACCUUAUCGCCACUGAAUGUGAAGAGCCUUUUAGAGUUUUUGUUAAUCUCAUGAGCCCAUUAUGUGGAUCAAUCUGUAGGGAAAUUAGCGACUGCCCAUAGGAACAAAGCUACAUGGACCAUAAUAUGGUGUGAAGAGAUGUGAGGUGUGGAUGAAUGAUCUGUGAUUAUAACACUACAGGACAUAGGAUGCUAUACGGCAGGAAGCUGCUGGCGGUGGAAAACAUGAAUGAUGUCUGGUAUAGCCUGAAGCUGAACUACAGGAAAGAGUUGUGACAUUUAAAGGGUAUGUCCACCUUUUGAACACCUCAUUUCUAUAUAAAGUCUACAUAAAAAGGGAAGUCACUGUACAAACAUUUACAUUACUUAUCCUGUACUGAUCCUGAGCUACAUCCUGUAUUAUACUCCAGAGCUGCACUCACUAUUCUGCUGGUGCAGUCACUGUGUACAUACAUUACUUAUCCUGUACUGGUCCUG